Messenger RNA from Dermatophagoides farinae (American house dust mite), 3139 nucleotides. The record is from RefSeq and is a predicted model, not a curated record. NCBI's taxonomy places the organism in Eukaryota, Metazoa, Arthropoda, Arachnida, Sarcoptiformes, Pyroglyphidae.
AUUUAAAAUCCAUUAAUCCAAUAGCAAAAAAAAAAAAAAUCUCAUCACGUCAUUUAUGAACGUCGAACACAAUCGAAUGUUAGAAGCGCAUGAAUGCAAGCAAAGAAAAAAAGAGCCACUGCUUUUCUCAAAAAUCCCACACACUGUGUGUGUUGUGUUGUUGUCGUCGUCGUCGAUUGGAUUUUUUUCUUUUAAUUUGGUGUUGCGUUUUUCAUUUGCUCCAUCUUUUUUACCAUCAUUUUUUCAUCAUCAUCGUUAUUCUUGUAAGUUUCUUCUAUAGUGUGUGUUUUGUAUUUUACAUCGUUAUAAUUGAACGAUUUGGAUAUUGUUGUUUUUUUUUGUGAUGAACACACAACGAAAGAGAAAGUUUUUUGUUUGAAGAAAAAAAUUGUUGCUAUUUUAUUAAGUAAAAAUAUGUUUGAUGAGUAGCAUAUAACACACACACACACAAAACAAACAUCGGUAAAAAAAACAUCAUACACAUUCAUUAAAAGCGUGUAAUAAUAAUAUACGCGUAUUAAAUUCAAUUGAAAUUUCUUAUACCGUAAAUGAUGAUAAUUAUGAUGAUCAUCACAUAAGUUUCAUCUCCUUAUGGUUUACAUAUGUGUUUGCCGUGGCGGUAUUAUUUGUAUGAGUAACUGAAAUUUUAUGUUCGUCUUUUUUUUUCUUCCACAUACAGCACACAUAUUGAGUGAAUAAAUGAAUGAAUGAGUGAGUGAGUAAGUGAGUGAGCGAAUGAAAACGAUAACAAACAAACAAUCACAUCAUUUUUUUGUGAAUCACAUUUAAAUAAUUAAAAAAACUCGAUCGAUCGAUGUUUGAUUUUGUUAUUCAUUGUGUUUGUGAGUUUAUAUCUUCAAAUUUUAUCUUAUAGAAUUUUGUUUCUUUAAAUUCUUGAAUUUUGUGUCUCUCCCCUUGCCCCCACAUACAACAAUCAAUUUUUAUUUCACUGCCCAUUUUUUUGACAAGAAAACACUAAUCAAUUAAGAAAAUUUAUUUCAAACAAAAUACAAUACAUGAACAUUAACACAACGACGAAAACAUAAAUGUGAUUUUUGUUUUGUAUUUUGUGCGACAAGAAAAGAAGAUAUAUAAUAGAAUUAUAAUUUUUGAUUAAUAAUACGAUAACCAACCAAUCGAUAGAAAUAACAAUGUCUCAUCAUCAAGGCGUUACUUGUGAUACGUGCCUUAAACAGAAUUUUCGAGGAAAACGAUAUAAAUGUUUAAUCUGUUUGGAUUAUGAUCUUUGUUCAUCUUGUUAUGAAACACGUACAUCAUUUGGAAGUCAUAAUAGUAAUCAUCCAAUGCAAUGUAUUCUUACCCGAAGUGAUUUAGAUUUAUUUUUCGCCGGCGAAAAUCUAACCAAUGAUCAACCAUAUUCAUUUACAUGUCCAAUUUGUGGCCGAUUAGGCUUUACUAAUGCAACACUUUAUGAACAUGUAAAUAUUAUUCAUAGUGAUAAUUCAAUCCAAGUGGUCUGCCCAAUUUGUGCCACAUUGCCGAAUGGUGAACCGAAUCAAGUGACCGAUGAUUUUCUUAGUCAUCUUAAUCUGGAACAUCGUACAAAUAAUAAUAAUCAAAAUCGUGAAUUGGAAGAGCCUCAAACUGUUCGAACCAGACAGCGUCAUGUACGGAUGGCUAGCAAUCGGAAUAGGAGGAAUACUCAGUUAUUCCAUUCUACACCUUCUGGUGGUGGAAACGGUAGUUCAGUACAAACAUUGGGUGUUAACCUUAGUAAUAGAAACGAUGCAUUGGAUCCAAUCGCUCAGCUUCUAUCACAAUUAUCGGAUGUUCGACGAGUGAAUUCAGCUGCAUCAUCAUCGUCUUCAUCAUCUGGACAGAAUCAUUUUCCUUUCGAACGUCAUUAUGAUCGAACAUCAUUGCAACGAAUGUUUCGUCAACGACGACAGAUGCCACCGACACAUUUUUCAACGUUAGCAUCUUCAACUGGUGGCAAUAGUGAUCCAUCAUCGUUGGCCAUCCAUUCGAAUCAAUCAUUGCCUUAUGUAUUAUUGGAUUCAGCUGUACCUAGUCCUUUGACAACAAACACUUCGUUCAAUCCUGCAGCCAAUUCAUCGUCUUCAGUGAACACAAAUUUUCUUCUAAAUUCUGCUUUAUUUUCAUCAUCCUUGGCGUCGGAAACUGAUUCAAAGAAAGUUGAGUCACUUAAUGCUGAUCGAAGUAUAUUUGUACAGGAAUUGAUAUUUACUUUCCUGUCAUCUUCAGUGGCCAAUUUGCAGCCUGAACAAUUUAUCCGGUCUAAAUCUACACCUCCAUCGAUACAAUCUUCUGUCGAAGAAAUUUGUCGGACUACAGAAUCAGGACAAUCCAUUAAUAAUGAAUCAUCGAUGAUAAACAAAAUUAACAACACGAGCCAACAACCAUUGCAGAUGGCUCAACAACAAUUACAAACAGCCAAUUCCAGCAACCAACAAGAAUCUAAUCAACAACCGCAUAUAAUUUCUAUUCAACAGCACUCUGAUGACAAUGUUAUGAAAACAAGCGAUCAAAAUGGUCAUAAAAAUGAUAACAAAAUGAAAAUUGAAACGAUAAUAUCCGUGAAUAAUAAUGGUCACAAUACUGCUCCUAAUCCUCCUGUACCUCCAAUUUCAUCAAAUGGCAGCAGAAAUAAUGAAUCGAAUGAGAUUAAUAGUCAACAACGACAAAAACCAAUGCCACUUUUGAUGCAGCCAACAACCAAUGGGACAGGUGUUGGAACAGCUUCAUUUCUUGGUACAUCACCUGUACUACCAUCUUCAACGGCAAUGAAUAAUGUAAAUCACCGAUUGAACAAAGUAAACAAAGUGAGAUCAUCACCAGCAAUUGUUCAUCAUUCAACUGGUAUACGGCAUUCGAGCUUGCAUUCAACAGUAACUGGUGGUUCUGUAGUUAGCCAUGGAAAUCUAGUUGUAUCACCUAAUGGUGGCCGUAGGAAAAUUUUACGGCCACAGCCACAACCUACUGAACCACCUCCUCAUUAUGAAUAAUUAAAAUAAUAAUAAGAAAAUGAAAUUAUGAUGAUUAUAAAUUAUUGAAUUAUGAUAAAAACUAAUAACAAAUGAUUUGAAAUUCACUCAUAUAUCUAUGUAUCACUCCCUUUUUCUUUUUGAUGAGAAUCAUCAACACCUUUACACACAAA